Linum trigynum is the source of this 3732-nucleotide messenger RNA. NCBI's taxonomy places the organism in Eukaryota, Viridiplantae, Streptophyta, Magnoliopsida, Malpighiales, Linaceae. The record is from the annotation of a GenBank genome assembly.
GAACACAAAGUUAUAAGUUAUAGUUAACCCUUACAGAAACACAAGAAACACAUGCAACCUAUGAUAAUUGCUAAGAGGCUAAUUCAAUUCACACAAUCACAACAAUUACUUAACUCCAUACUAUUGACAUAUAUUUUAAGUUUUCGUCUAAUAUAUUGUAUGAGUUUUAUCUAAUUUGGGUGUUCAUAUACAUGAUUUACACUCUACAAAUACAAAUAUACAUUAUAGGAACAAUAUUGCGCUUUAUUAUUAAUGAGCCUAAAAAGAAGGAAUAUUUGGCUCUUGAGUGGUUAUGUCAAGUAUUAAGUAUGUGCAUAUAAUAUAUAUUAGUCAUCUGGAUAAUUUUUUAACUGGUUAAUUUGGUUUGAUUGGUUAGGAGUGUCUGAAACCAAACCAAACCACCUAAACCAAACAAACUAAAAAUUGUAACCAAACCAAUUAUCCAAAUUAGCCAAAUACUAUCGGUUAAAACGAUUACCGCAGUAACCACACCGUUUGAAUACCCCUACAUGUUGUUCAUUUGGAUAGUGAACUUAUUGUUAAAAUGUUAUUGUCUACGCUGACACAUCGAUUAAUUACAAAUAUUAUGUGAAUUUAAUUCAGAUGAACAUCAUUAAACAUUAUUAGCUAGUUGGGUCUUAUUGAAUUGGUUUUUUGGAUCCUAAAUGGUUGAGCUUCCUCUCUCUUACAUAGGUAGUCGAUUGUGUCUCCAUGGCCAGCGGCCUCCUCCUCCUUACACAAGUAGUUGACACGACCUCUUCUUUGUAACAAGCCCAUUGGUGUGAAAUAUGGUUCUAAAAAACUAACUUUAGAUACCAACCUGUCGAGACAAGCUUCACGCCCAUGCAACAAGGUAUCAAGUAUCCAAAAUUAAUUUUUGUAUGACUCUCUGGUUAAUACCGAGUCGAUACCCCGUUGUAUAGCUACCAAUUAUGUUGUUUCCAGAUUUGGUCAAAUUUCAUAUUUUCGUACCAACUUAAUGAGGCUCUAAAAAAUUAAGUAUAGAGAUCAAACUGGCAGGGUGCCAACCCGAUUAUAAGUAUGAUACCGCGAGGGUGGAGACUUGUUAGCUAAGGUACUGACCUGACAGGACAUCAACUUGACGAGGACUUGGUGUCGAGCCCCUUAGGGGGUCAUAUGGAGACUAAAUAAAUUGCAAGACGAGCUUGUAGGCAAGCUGGCGGGGUAAAAGGGUCGAUCAAAUGGACUUGCUAGCAAAUUUUUAAGAGUGGCUACGAGCAAGCCUGUAAGGUAUCAAGCGAUAUCAAGCCGACAAGACGGAUGUUGAGCUCCCUAAAACUUAAGUGUGGAGCCCUGGCGGGGAAAUAGACCAGGUCUCACGCACCCUGUCAAGGCGGUUACCCUUGUCUAACUAACAAGUCACUUCAUCAAGGUGGAUAAGUUAACAAGCGAGGGUAGUACCAAGUCAGCAUGAAAGGGGCUCUAUUAUAUAAUCAAUGAGGUAGCGGUCUCAAGACGACGAGAGUGUAGACUGUAGAGCUAUUGGGGCUAUCAAGGGUGUGAUCGAGACAUUAUCAUGGAGGCUAAGACAAAAAGUUUCAUCCCUCAUUCUCAUCAUAACUCGUUAUGCCACACUAUUGCUUCCACUGUUUUCCUAUUUUUGUGUUCAUCUCAACAUGAUACCAUACGCAGCCUAAUGAAAUAACUAAACCUACAAAAUAAUUUUAACUUCCAUAAUUUCUUAGAUAUACCAAUUAAACAUAUUUUUGUUUUCUAUUUUCAUGAUCUUGUGAUUAUACCUCUGUCCCUGGUAAUUGGAUUGCUAAUUUUCCUUACUACAAACUUCAGCAUUCCAUUCUGAUCAUAUCUGCUAGAAAUUGUUGAUAAUCUACUAAAUUUCACUUUCCAGCUAAUCAAUAAGCAUAAGAGUAGCAAAAAACCCGCUGAGUCUCGGAAGUUUCGUGAACCCAAAGACAGGAGCAAGGAACAACAGAAGCAAACCCAAUAACAAACCCGAGCCCAUUUCUCUUCUCCGCUCCAAAGUCCAACCUCCAUUCUCUUCUUCACCUUCGCUACUCUUCCUUCUCCGGCCAACUCCGUUAAAUCAUCUUCCGAGAAAUCCUUCUCAUUUCCACGAAGAAAUACAUUCCCCUCCCUGCGAAUUCGACGAAUUCUCGUCCCCGGGAAAAAUUCCGAACUCGGCGAAGCUUAAAUCGUUGAUCAAUCACUUUCCACAUACGCCAUCUGCGUGCGCCUUCAAGAUUAGGUAACUCACAUAAGAACCAGCUCUUCGUGUUCGCGAGGGAACAUCACGCGGCUCUGAAAUAGACUGGAAGAAAGAAAACCCUAGCUGAGAAUCGCGCAAUCUGCUAAUAAACAAUAGCAAGGGGGAAGGGAAGGAAAAGGAAUCCCCAUAGUAUAAUCAUCUCACGUGUGUGUGUGUGUCAGUUGCUUUUGGUUUUUGUUCUCUACCUAGUAGUAUAGUAGUAGAUCUGGAAAAUGGCAAUGAUCAUCAGCGACGCACUGCGGCAAGCGUUCAUGCCGAAACGCGAGUACGAGAGCUUGCGGGAGGAGGAGAAGGCAUGGUCGAGGCUACAGAGACCUUUCUUGAUCUCUGCCGUUUCCUUAAUCUGCCUUGCCAUCCUUGUCUGCACGGCUAUUAGUUUGAAGAUUGUCUUCCCCGCCGAUGGUUACCGGCGGCCGUUUUGCAGUGACCGGAGGCUCCUGCCUCUGCCCAUGAAAGGAGGGCGGGACUCUGAUCUGUUUCCCGGUGCGUUUUAUCUCACGGAUCAGGAGAUUGCCGACUACUACUGGAUGGUACUCUUCAUUCCAUCGCUCAUCAUUUUCUUGACCUCGUUUGCUUAUCUUGCCGCAGGGAUUGCCGUUGCUUAUUCUGCUCCAACAAGACAUAGUUGCUUAAAGGUGGUGGAAAACAAUUACUGUGCUUCCAGAAGAGGUGGGGUCCGCUGCCUUUCCAUCUUAAACGCCAUCUUCGCCACCACCUUUGGUCUUCUCGCUUUAUUCCUCGGUUCAACCCUCUUAACCCUAGGGAGUAGCUGCUCCGUAACUUUGUUCUGGUGCUACGAGAUUGCUGCGUGGGGGCUUGUUAUUCUAUACGGGGGAACUGCAUUUUUCCUGAGAAGAAAAGCUGCAGUAAUCAUCGAUGAGGGCGAUCAGGGUAGCAGAAACCUCGGUCUGGAAAUGCUGGAAGCAAACACCUUGGCAGUGGCGGUAACACCAGAGGUCGAAAGACGAGUUAGUGAAGGUUUUAAGUCCUGGAUGGGUUCCUCUCUGCUAUCUUCUGACGACGAGGACGAACCAGACACUUUUCUAGAAGCCCCUCACUUGACAAAUGCAACUGCAAACAGGCAGAGGGUAUAGUGGUUGGUGAACCCAGGUUUGAUUAGUGUAUACAGCUGAUGAUACCAAAAGCAAAAAGAGGAGGGAAACCCAGUUCGCGUGGCUAUCUGUAGCGGUUUUGAGACGUGCACUUUACCAGUAGUAGUUUAGCUCGGUGGUCGUUGUAAACUGUAAAUGACAUGACUACUGAAUCUGGCAGCCUGACUUAGACUGCAAAUGGCCUAAUGAGGAGCAGUCUUUGUCUGGAUUUUGUAAGCACGAUUUACACCUUUUGGUUUUUCUUUCCGCACAUAUUCAAUGACGAAGUUCAAAAUUUCUGUAGGAGCCUGCUCUGUGCGAUGUCAAUAGGCCUUUUCCAUACAAUUGGUGCAGUUAUAAGCAGCUAAAUGGGCCUUAGGAUGGGCUUAGACU